CCCGGAGUGGGCAGGUAAGGGGAGCCGCACUCAGGCAGGUACGCCAGCGGCACGGGGAGCGCUCUGGUUACCCGGCUGCUGUUUGUGGAAACCUUGUUUCUAUUACCUCUAUGUAAGUGUGGCAGAAAAAACAGUGAAGUGCAUAUUUCAGAAUCGGGAGCAGAGCGAGAGAAAGGCGGGGGAUUACCUAAAUGGCAGGUUAAAGAAAAGGCAGAGGGGAGAAGAGGGAGAGUAUGGGAGGAAAAAGCGACAGAGAGAGGCUUAAGAUAACAAAGGCGAGCACCUUUUGUUGCAGGGGUUCAGCCGUGGUCGACGGCUUGUGUUUAAAGGAAAGAGUAAAGGAGUUCUCCGGUGGACUACCUUAAACAUUUCCAGGACCGGCGAGAAUUUUCUCCUCCACUGAUCAAACUUGCAUCUGACAAACGGGGAGCCCAGACUUCGAGGAAGGUGAAGAAGGGGGUCAAGGUAUUUGAUGUGAUUGAUCCAAACAGGCAAAGGAGCAGGCAAAGGAGGGGAAAACACAAAAACCCAAGAGGAGCACAGUCUGGGGGAAACAAGUGAUUGAGCCUUCAGGGUGAAUAACAAGUCAUUCACAGGGGUGAAGCUGUCCAACAGAAGAGAAAGAGGGAGAGGGCAGGCUGCAGAAAGCGGGGCUGAGCAGUGCGGGGCAAAAUUAGUCUACAGAGAAACAAGGGCUGACACAGGACUGAACAGAGAUCAAGGCUGACUCAAGUCUUUGCUGCCUCUAACCUGAUUAGGGAGAACAGUAGUAGCAUUGGAGGCGAGCUGGGAGACACGAUCAACUGAGACUAAGAACCAGCCAGAGUGGAAGAAAAGGAGAAAGAAUUACAAGAGGACGCCCGGUGAAAGAAACCUCUUAAAUCUGGGAGCUGGAAUUAUAGCCACAGGAACUGCAUAGGGGAAGCCACAAAACCGCAGUGAAGAUGCCCGCUAAUGGAAAUCGUCCCUUGAAGUUGCAGUUUGGUCUAAUCAAUCACGAGGGUCGCUACCUCACCGCUGAAACCUUUGGUUUCAAGGUCAAUGCGUCGGCUCCCAGCCUCAAGAAGAAGCAGAUCUGGACUCUGGAGCAGGACUCCCAGGACGCCCAGGUGGUGUAUUUGCGCAGCCACUUGGGACGCUACCUGGCCUCGGACAAGGACGGCAAGGUGACCUGUGAGGCCAACGGCCACAACUCGGACUGCCGCUUCCUGAUCGUGGCCCAGUCGGACGGCCGCUGGGCCCUGCAGUCCGAGCAGCACCUGCGCUUCUUCGGCGGCUCCCGGGACUACCUGUCCUGCUUCGCCCAGGCGAUCGCCGACGCCGAGCUGUGGGCCGUGCACCUGGCCCUGCACCCGCAGGCCAACCUGCUGUCCGUGGCCCGCAAGCGCUACGCCCACCUCUCCAUGGAGGACGGCGAGAUCGCCGUGGAUCUGAACAUCCCCUGGGGCGUGGCGGCCCUCCUGACCCUGGUCUACCUGGACGGCAGGUACUGCCUGAAGACCAGCGACGGCCGCUACCUUAGCAACGACGGGAAGCUGCUGGCGCACAGCGGGAGGAGCACGGCCUACACGCUGGAGCUCAAGUGCGGGAAGCUGGCCUUCAAAGAUUGCGAGGGGAAAUAUUUGUCUCCCAUGGGCCCCACGGGGACGCUGAGGUCCGGCCGGUGCUCCAAGCCGGGCAAAGACGAACUGUUUGACCUGGAGGAGAGCCACCCGCAGGUGGUCCUGAUAGCGGCCAACGGCCGUUACGUCUCCAUAAGACAAGGAGUGAGCCUGGCUGCCAAUCAGGAGGAUGAGACGGACAUGGAGACGUUUCAGAUGGAGAUUGAUAAGGAAACCAAGAAGUGCACGUUUCGCAGCAGCCAAGGAAACUACUGGGCUCUGGUGGCUCAUGGAGGCAUCCAGAGUACUGCCACGGACACAUCAGCAAACACUAUGUUUUCAGUGGAGUGGCUUGACCACAAGGUGGCGCUAAAAGCAAACAAUGGCAAAUACGUCUGCACCAAAAAGAAUGGCCAGCUCCUUGCAACCAGUGACAGCAUAGGUAAGGACGAGCAGCUCACAUUAAAACUAAUUAACCGCCCGAUGCUGAUCCUGAGAGGGGAGAAUGGCUUCAUCUGCCACCACAAGAACUCCAACACGCUGGAUGCCAGCAGAUCGGUCUAUGACAUUUUCACUCUGCAAUUCAGCAACGGGGCGUACAGCAUUCAAGGUGUGGACGGCCGCUUCUGGUAUGUGAACAGCGGCGGGCUGGUGUGUUCGGACGGCGAGGCCCCGGAGGACUUCUCUUUGGAGCUGCUGGAGCAUGGCCGCCUUGCUAUUCGAGGCAAAAACGGCAAAUACUUGCACGGGGAUCAGGGAGGCACGCUCAAAGGAGACGGACUCAGCCCAAGCAGCUCGGCCCUCUGGGAGUAUUAAUACAAAUCAGCACAACUUCAACCCUCCUCCACUAAUCACCACUCUACCAUUAAUGAGUUAUCAGUUUUAUGGCAUUAUUCCCUCAUUUCCCUUUCUGCUGCAAAACAGGACCCAGAUGUGAGAUGCAAAAGAGAAAAUAACUAAUGGUUUCAGUCUAUUUGAUCGACAGAAGUCUCCACGUUGUGAACAGUAUUUUGAGUUAGAAUCUCAAACCUUGAGGUUAGUCUUGCCGAACAUGGAAAUUUUGUGUUAUUCCUUUCGAUUUUUUUUCUCAACAGACAUCUGGUGCGCGCAUGAGAUGAUGUCUGUCACUAAAGAAAUAAAU
Messenger RNA from Menidia menidia (Atlantic silverside), 2742 nucleotides. The record is from the annotation of a GenBank genome assembly. Lineage: Eukaryota; Metazoa; Chordata; Actinopteri; Atheriniformes; Atherinopsidae.